AUGGUGCUGGACUCCACCUUCUCAAUCGAGAGGCGGACUUGCCGCUUCUCCCAGAUCCUAAUAGACGGCGGUAGCAGCAUCAACAUCCUCUACCGUGACACCAUGGAAGAGCUGGGCAUCAAGGAGAAGCAACUCCAGCCCAGCCGGACUGUGUUCCAUGGCAUUGUCCCUAGGAUUUCCUGCUUUGCAAUCGGCAAAAUCAAGAUUGACGUCCUGUUCGGCGACAAGACCCACUUCCGCCGCGAGCCCAUCUGGUUUGAGGUGGUUGACUUGGACAACCCCUACCACGCGCUCUUAGAUGAAAUGGCGGGUCCCAAGUGCUUCAUCACCAUUGCCGGCGACUACCAGAAGUCGCUCACGUGCACCACAGCCAGCUCCCGGCUGGCCGAGUCCCUUAUCAUCGCCGAAGGGAAGCGCCUCCUUGACCGGGCUCUGGCCAUGGCCAGCAAGCAGCCGGCCAUGCCAUCUAACCCCAAGGACGCGGACGCUGGGGGCUCCUUCCAGCCGUCCAAGGAAACCAAGAAGAUCAUCUUGGACCCGGCGCACCCGGAGCAGCAUGCUGUCAUAGGGUCCAACCUUGACAGCAAAUAG
This is a messenger RNA of Aegilops tauschii subsp. strangulata, 591 nucleotides long. RefSeq lists its product as uncharacterized. NCBI's taxonomy places the organism in Eukaryota, Viridiplantae, Streptophyta, Magnoliopsida, Poales, Poaceae. The record is from RefSeq and is a predicted model, not a curated record.